Messenger RNA from Caenorhabditis bovis, 975 nucleotides. NCBI's taxonomy places the organism in Eukaryota, Metazoa, Nematoda, Chromadorea, Rhabditida, Rhabditidae. The record is from the annotation of a GenBank genome assembly.
AUGCAUACUAUGGAGCAACACACCGUGUAUUCAACUCUUGAUGAGGCAUGGAUCGACAUUUAUGAUUUCAUCAAAAGCGAUACAACUUGCCGACAGAAUUUUAUUGGCCAAGUGAUUUCUAAACCGCGUGCUCCCGCUCUUUCGCCAUUGGUUACACCUAAUUUAAUAAAUGGUGGGGCUAAAAGAUUAGCACAAAUUGCGCCGAGAGAACCACCGACUCUUCAACUUCCACCACCUGGUCCGAUUUUUAAUCGACCUUUAACUCCACCGCCACCGCCACCGCCACCUCCGCAACCUGCGCAACCAGACUAUUAUGCGACCUCAUACUUCCCUCCAUCAACGAGCUACACCGACGUUUCCUAUGAUCCACCUUAUACUUACCAACAUCAACAUCAGCAGCAGCAGCGACAACUCCCGAUGAAAGUCGAAACGCCACCAAGUAGUCCAGAAGAAUCUGCGUCUGGAACAGAGUACCAGGAACUCGGGCCAAUUGCGGCACAAUUGCCAUGCAUUAGGGCAGACGGUAUGGAUUUGAGGCAUCACCGCAACGAACUUGAACUGGUCGGUUGUGGUUCGAUAUCGUCCUCGCCGACAACGUCCUCAUCGUCGUCAGCUGCUUCAGACGAAGGUGAUCGAUUAUUGACAGCAUCAACGUCAACAGCGACUACUCCGCCAGCGCUCAAACGACGAGCUAAGCAAACGAAGUCUGUUGUCCAUCAUUGCCACUACCAAGGAUGCUUUAAAUUCUAUUCGAAAAGUUCCCAUCUUAAAGCACAUGAACGAACGCACAGCGGUGAAAAGCCGUAUGUAUGCGAUUGGGCCAAUUGCAGUUGGAAGUUCGCAAGAAGUGACGAGCUGACACGUCAUCGCCGGAAGCACACUGGUGUGAAACCAUUCAGAUGCAGCCUUUGUGGAAAACAAUUUGCUAGAUCGGAUCAUCUCAGUUUACACAUGAAAAAACAUCGAAAUGUUUAA